This is a messenger RNA of Megalobrama amblycephala (Wuchang bream), 6707 nucleotides long. Its product is annotated as leucine-rich repeat and fibronectin type-III domain-containing protein 4. The transcript has 4 exons. Bases 2434 to 5388 code for a protein of 984 amino acids. The record is from RefSeq and is a predicted model, not a curated record. Lineage: Eukaryota; Metazoa; Chordata; Actinopteri; Cypriniformes; Xenocyprididae. Gene Ontology annotation, molecular function: protein binding.
AAACAUGAACACAUGUUAUAUUGCACACUAUAAACACAAUCAAAGCUUCAAAAAACCACGAAAAAAGGGACCUUUAAUGAGAACACAGCAAGUGUCCUCAUAAACCAUGUUUAUACACGUUACAUUACAUGUUUAUAACCAUGUAAUACCUAUACCAUUAUACACAUUUGUGUCCUCAUAAACCAUACUGUAUAUACAAGAACACGUUUUCAUGUUUUAUGGGGACUUUUCAUAGACAUAAUGAUUUUUAUACUGCACAAACACAACCCUCAUAGAAAACAUUCUGCAUUUUCAAAAAACAGCAUACAAUAUGAUUUAUAAGCUGUUUGCCUCAUGAAGACCAAAAAAUCUCCCCACAAGGACAGGGAUUUCAGAUAUUGCCAUCUUUGUGGUCUAAAAACCCCCCUCCCCUUAUACACACUUCACACAUCUUCAAUCUCAAUCUCCUUCCUUCUAUUUCACAGACAUACACAAAUAUCACACACGUUUGUUUUUCAUGAUGGAGACUUUCCACUAACUUCUAUUGUCUUUAAACUGAGCUAAUGGUAUUUCCUAUCCUCUAAAUCGAACCCUCACAAAAACAGAAAUUACAAAAAGACCUCAUUUAGUAUAUUUAUUAAACUGUUUUCCUCAUGGAGACCAUUUUAUGCAGGUGAUUUCAAGCUUUACCAUCUUUGCAGGGACAUUUGGAUCUUAACAAUGUAGGCAAAACAAACACAUAAAUAAUAGACACAUUCAUUCAAACACAAAGUAAUUUGCAAUAUUAGCAGGAAAAUAUCAUUAUCUCUUGUAUAUAUCAUGUAUGAACAGUGUUAAACUCUGUAGGAGUGUUUAGGACUGAAAAUUUCAAUCUUAUUAACAGCAGGCAGCUGUAAAUUUGAUAUCAAUCCUCUCUGCGUUUGAUGUACAUCUUUAUCGCCUCCCUCUCCGUAUCACUCUCUUCCAUCCAUUUCUCCAUACUUAGCUCUUCCUUUUGCUUCUCUAUCAUCUCUUCCUCUAUCACUCCCUCGCUACCCCGACCAUCACACUGAGCCAAUACUGCUGGAGGCUGUCCAUCUCUCUCCCUCUCUCUGUCUCUUUUAGCCCCCUCCCUCACUAUUUCUCUCUCUCUCUCUCUCUCUCUCUCUCUCUCUCCAUGUAUCAGUGCAUGUAGUCGACACUCGCUCCUAGUCGCUCGUUGGUUCGUGCAAACAUCUCAACUGCUUGCAAAGAAGGAGAAGAAUAAUAACAAAAACAAUGAGUGGAAACCAGAGAAAAAACUGAACUAGAAACAAAUAACAGAAGUAUGAAGGGGAACUGCUAAAAAUAUCCAGCACAACAAAAGAUCUGUCAUUUUUCCUUUUUGUGCUCUAAUUUUUCUUUUUCUGUUCUCUCGUUCUCUGGAUACCUGACCGACAGGAUUAAAAAUGACUUAAAUUUCAAUCAGCUGGGGCAGGAGAGAAAGAAAGAGGGAUGAAAAAAGAGGAGUUUGUCCUCUGAAGAGAUUCAGCGGCUCACAGCUGGUGAGAACGAGGGAGCGUUAGACGGAGAGAGAGAAAUCAAGAGAGGGAGGGAAGAGGACCGGUGUCCGAAAGAGAGAGAAAGAGGGUCUUGUUUCGCUUUUGAGGAAGCCAGGAGUCGGAUCGCCUUUUCCUGCAGGACUACUCAACUGGAAAUGCUGGAAAAGCAGUCAUUCCUCACUCCCACCACCCUAUUUUUCUCUGUGCUUGGGACGUUAUUUUGCCGUAAGACAUAAAGGCCUCAGAACUGGCAGCUCACUGGAAUCCGACACUGAAAGACAAAUGGAACAAACAACUGAAGAGGCGAAUACAUGAAAACAACAAUCAGAGCAAUUUAGGAGAACACAAACAAGGUGCACAUCUGGAAUAAAGAAUAAACAGACUGACAGAAUGAGAGAGCAAGAUGAGGAGGUGUUGAAUGGGAAAAUGAGCACAUGAACAUCGCAGGUGGAUGGAAAGGAGCAGGAAAAGAAGAUGAGGAGAAGAUAAAAACAGCAGGAUCUUGGAAAAUAGAGGGGCAGAACAGCUGGAAAGACUCAAAAGUGGAAGAAUAUGAUGAAAAUCUUAAAAUGCGUUCAGUGGAAAUGUGAAACUGCUGGAAGGCCCCAAGGCCAAAAUGUUUCACAGCAGGAACAUUUUAACAAGGGAAGAGCAUAUCCCUGUGUUUUCCACAAACCAAACUGGAGGAGAUAUGAGUGGAAUUGACAGUCUGACUCAAGUCGAAUCCUCAUGUUUGAAGUGUGAGCAUGGACACGGGAUAGACACACAAACACUCGUGGACACUUCUCUACCUUUAUAAGGGAUAAACACCUCAGUCUGGAUUAACAAACACCUCUAAAACUUAAACACACAGAUAAACAUCUGGAAAUGAGCAGCUAAUUGAACUGGGAUCAACACAGACAGAAAAGGUCUGUGGAUCACUCCCCUAUCUACCAUGCAAGACUCCCCACCCCUUCAGCCAUUCAGAAAACAGCAUCUGUCCCACAUUUUAUGCCAUCCUCACAAGAACACACACUCCCCCUCAUUCCCCUCUCAUCCGCCCAUCCAUCUGAAUCAAAAUAUCCUCAAGCCCUCUGAAGCAUUUCGUCAAUCCUCUCCUCCGCUGUGGCCAAAGUUCACCAGCAGAUACUCACCCCCAGACACAUCCUCACUGACACUGCCACUGCCAUUACUGCACUGGUUGGCACUGUUCACUUGUGCCUGCUUGCUGCCUGCUCUUUUCGGUCAGAUUCCAGGAGCCGUAGCCGGUGAGACGUGGGGCGUAGUCUCUGCGUGUCCCUUCCACUGCGUCUGCAGGAAUCUCUCUGAAUCUCUAAGUACACUUUGUGCUGACAAAGGCCUUCUUUUCGUCCCACCAAACAUUGACCGUCGAACCGUUGAGCUUCGUCUCGCUGACAACUUCAUUCGAGAAGUAGGAGGAACUGAUUUUGCCAACAUGACAGGACUGGUGGAUUUGACACUAUCCCGAAAUACCAUCAGUCUCAUCCGGCCACUGGCAUUUGCAGAUCUGGAAAGUCUUCGGUCAUUGCACUUAGACGGCAAUCGACUGUCAGAGCUGGGCCCAAGAGACUUAGUAGGAAUGCUAAACCUGCAGCAUCUCAUUCUCAACAACAACCAACUCAUCAAUAUCUCCUCCGAGGCCUUUGAUGACUUUUUACUCACUCUAGAGGACUUGGACUUAUCCUAUAACAAUCUGCGCAAAGCUCCCUGGGAUGCCAUUCAGAGCAUGGCCAGUCUGCACACAUUAAACCUAGACCACAAUCUCAUUGACCAGAUCGCUGAGGGGUCUUUCAGUGAGCUCUACAAACUAGCCCGAUUGGACAUGACCUCAAAUCGCCUACAGACUUUACCACCUGAUCCGUUGUUCGCUCGCUCCCAAACAGGGGUAAUCAGUCCUACACCCUACAAUGCUGUGAUCAACUUGAAUUUCGGAGGUAACCCAUUACACUGCAACUGUGAACUGCUUUGGUUGAGGAGGCUAAUCCGCAGUGAUGAUAUGGAGACAUGCGCUACACCCCUUCAUUUAGCGGGACGUUACUUCUGGUCUAUUCCUGAGGAGGAAUUUGCCUGUGAGCCUCCGCUUAUUACCCGUCAUACACACAAACUCUGGGUUUUGGAGGGUCAAAGGGCAACACUCAAAUGCCGUGCUAUUGGUGAUCCAGAGCCAGUGGUGCACUGGGUCUCACCAGAUGACCGCAUUAUUGGCAAUUCCAGUCGCACCACAUCUUUCCGAAAUGGCACUCUUGAGCUACUUGUGACUGUUGCUCGUGAUGAUGGUACGUACACUUGCAUUGCUAUCAAUGCUGCAGGUGAGGCCACCUCGCUAGUUGACCUGAAGGUUAUCCCUCUCCCUCAUCGUGGAAAUGGAACGGUACUGUUAACUCGUGACCCAGGAUCUUCGGACAUCACCAGAGGGAAAACCUCCAGUGGGCAAAGCCCUGGCCAGGACACUAAUAGUGACCCCCAGGAGGGACUGGAGGAGGGUCAGGCAGAGGGUGAGGAUGUGGCCAGUGAAGGGGCUGAGGAGCAGAUGGUGAGAGUACAAGGAGUGACAUCCACCUCAGCACAAGUGAGAUGGGAUAAGGGUCGUCUAAUGGGAGCCAACCUGGUGUGGAUGUAUCAAAUACAGUAUAACUGCACUGCCGACGAGACACUAAUUUACAGGAUUCUGCCCCCCACAAGUGACAGCUUCCUACUGAAAAACUUGGUCUCUGGCUCAGACUACAAUUUGUGCGUGCUAGCCAUUUUUGAUGACACAGUCACUUCCAUGGCCGCCACAACGGUCAUUGGUUGCACCCAGUUUAGCACCAAGGACAAUUACCCAGACUGCCGUUCACUUCAAGCCCACUUCCUUGGCGGGACUCUUACCAUUCUGGUUGGUGGAGUUGUUGUGGUAACGCUGUUGGUGUUUACCGUUGCACUGAUGGUACGUCACCGUGUUUGCAGUAACCAUGACAAUCAUCAUGAAAUAGGUGAAGAGGUGGGAUGCUCAGGAACAGACUCCCCACCUCUUCCUGCUAAGGGAGCUGAUGUCUUUUCUCAGAGUAAUGGAAAUGGGAAUGUGAUGAUGGUGGUGCUGCCCAACGGGCUUGUUCAAAAACGAAAAGUGGCAGAGGGGGGGUUGGGGUCACCGCCCAAAUCAACUUCCAGAGUAAAACCAAAAACCCUCCCAAAGCCCAAAGUGAAUCUGGAGCAGUUUAGGGCAGGACUAGAGAUCGAGAUGGGGUCCAUCAGACCUCUUCCACCAUACACACUAGAGAAAGAGCAAAUGUCUUUGUAUUAUACCCCCAGUAAUCAUUCCCCCUCCACACUGCCACGUCCGUCACGCCCAUUAGGAGCAAAACCACUCAAACUCCGACCUACCAACAUGGACACAAGUAAACGGGCCAGUUUAAGCUUGGCUCCACCCCCAAAGUACAGGUGUGACAGGCGGUUCAGCACGGGAGGGGGCAUUGUAGUCCGCCGAGGAGGACCAGAGAGCCAAUGGAAUUCCUCACUGGCCUAUCAGAGCCCUGCGUUGUCCCAUGAGAGUCCUCCUCAUGGUGCCCUGCGCUACAAGAGAAGCUCUUCAUUUGACAUGGGUGAAAUCGCCACGUCAGCCUGCUAUAGUUACGCCAAGAGAUUUAGCGUAAUCUGGACCAAACGGAGCCAGUCGUUACAUGGCAUGCUUGUCCAGUGCACCUCAGCAACAAGCACCUCAACAACCAGCAGUGGCAGUGAAGAUUUCCACGCGCAGCAUACACGCGGAUACAUCCGUGCCUACAACACCACCAACUCCAAUUCCAACCCUCCGAAAGCGGAGGUUACAACAAAUUCAAAGAAUCAGUGGCUGAAGGAUAAAGAAAAGGACAAAGAAAAGGGAGAAGAACUUGAGGAGAGUGUAGUGUAGGGAAAGAGAAGACAGAUGAGACAGUUCUGUUAGGACCUUGAGAUGGAUGUGAAAGGAUUCAAAGAUCAAACCAGUUUGAAGGAGAGCUGAAAAUGUGGUACAGUGAUUGUAUGAGUGACUGAACCCUAGGGGGAAAAACAGCCUAAGAUGGUCUGGUGGUCUUAGCUGCUCUUCCAAUUGGGUAAUGGUGGUCUAGUUUGCUGGUUUUAAAGGGGUUUUGGGUACUUGACAGCUGGUCAGCCUGGGAGACCAGCCAGCUAAACCAGCUGAAGACUAGCUUGGCCACAAUGAGAGUAAACCAGCUUAGACAAGUCAUAAGAUGGUUUUAGACAGUUUUUUUUCUUUCAAAAGAGAUGAAGAUCUCACACAAUAUUGAUGAAUCAUUUAAGAAGAAGAAAAAAGACAGAAAAGGCAGAAAGAGUGUAGACAGCAGAUAUAAAAGUCAAUACUCCUAAAAAAUACAACAUGACUGCUUUGUGAGUGAAUCUUGGAGAACCACAAACUAUAUAUAUAUAUAUAUAUAUAUAUAUAUAUAUAUAUAUAUAUACACAUAUAUACAUAGUAAUGCAAAAAGUCAAUAUGAACAAAAUAUACAUGACUAAAGACAAGCAGCCACGUGCACACAGGGAGAGGGCCAGCAAGCAGACGUGCCGACUCAUGGCUAAUCGAUCGGAAGAGAUCAAUUGAUAUUUGCAACAAUGGCAUUACAGCAAAUGUGGAAUGUAGAGGAUGCAAACUGCAAGGAAACUGAACGUGUACAAAUGGAACAAUGGUGGCAUGAUUUGAAACACUUUUAGAAAAUAAAUGGGCAUUGACUGACAAUUGAUAUUUUGUAUGUGAGGCUAUAUGUGUGUGUAUAUGUGUGUGUAAGUGAGUGAAUGGAUUAAUGCACAAAAAAGUAAUCAAAAGUAAUUUUAUGACACCACUGGAUCUACUGUAACAUGUGAUCACCACCAUCCAGUACAAAAAUGUAUUAUGUGAAGCCAAGAGACUAUUAUGUUGCCGUAAGGAUGCUGGACUAUUAUAGAAGGAAAAAUUAUAUAUAUAUAUAUAUAAAAAAAUGCCAUUCCAAAAAUCACAAAAUCAGUGAAUAAAUUCUGUUUUAAAAUACAUUUUGUUUGGAGAAAUGGAUAAAAGGAAAAUAAUGGGUUAAAGAUUUGCCAGAAAUGUUUCUUUUUGUCUUUCAUGAAUGAUGCAGUGAAAAAAAAGUUCAGUUUUUUGUUGGAGUAAAUUCAAUGUCAAUGUCAAUGUCAUCAAGUGUUAAAAUGAUUUUUCUUUACUGAGUACAGAAAUGAAAAUUAAAGUAAGGAGCAGUGAUA